Molecule: messenger RNA, 966 nt
Organism: Pteronotus mesoamericanus
Lineage: Eukaryota; Metazoa; Chordata; Mammalia; Chiroptera; Mormoopidae
Gene: IAH1
Product: isoamyl acetate hydrolyzing esterase 1 (putative)
Exons: 6
Coding region: 31-780 (249 amino acids)
Molecular function (GO): hydrolase activity, acting on ester bonds
Source: RefSeq, a predicted model, not a curated record
CCGGCCUGCUCCGCCUCCUGGCCCAGGGCUAUGGCGCUGUGCGAGGGGUUAGGCUCCGGGAACUCUCUGCUCUGGCCUCGGGUGCUUCUCUUCGGAGACUCCAUCACCCAGUUUUCUUUCCAGCAGGGUGGAUGGGGCGCGUCCCUGGCUGACAGGCUGGUCAGAAAGUGUGAUGUUCUGAAUCGCGGAUUUUCAGGCUAUAAUACUAGAUGGGCCAAAAUUAUCCUUCCGAGGCUGAUCAGGAAAGGGAGCAUUUUGGACAGCCCGGUGGCGGUCACAAUCUUCUUCGGGGCCAAUGACAGUGCGCUGAAAGACGAGAACCCCAAGCAGCACAUCCCGCUGGAGGAGUACGUGGCGAACCUGCGCAGCAUGGUGCAGUACCUGAGGUCCGUGGACGUGCCCGAGAGCAGGGUCAUCCUCAUCACGCCGCCCCCGCUCUGUGAGGCCGCUUGGGAAAAGGAGUGCCUCGCGCAGGGUUGCAAGUUAAACCGCCUGAACGCGGUGGCUGGUGAGUAUGCCAGCGCCUGCUUGCGCGUAGCCCGAGACUGUGGGACAGACGUGCUGGACCUGUGGGCCCUGAUGCAGAAGGACGGACAGGACUUUUCAUCCUAUUUGUCAGAUGGACUACAUUUAUCACCAAAAGGAAAUGAGUUUCUGUUCUCCCAUCUCUGGCCUCUGAUAGAGAAGAAAGUCUCUUCCCUGCCGUUGCUGCUCCCUUACUGGCGAGACGUAGCAGAAGCAAAACCAGAGCUCAGCCUCCUCGGAGAUGGGGAUCAUUAGGCCCAGAAAGCGGAGGCUGCUGACUUUACAGAACAGACGUCACCACGCGCCAAAACUCCAAGAUAACUGAUCGAGUAUUUUUUUCUCAAGCAUAAACCUUCGCUCCUGACCUUGGAGCGAAAAACACCGCCACGUGAAACCGAGAUUAAUAAAAAGCACUGUCGUUUUCAGAAGAGCUCUGUCCUG